UCCCGGCCGGCAGACGGCGCCCUCGCCGCGACCACGCACAGGAUGGCGGCGGCGGGGGUGGCACCGGCCCCCCUGCUCGGCCUGCGGCGGUUGUGGCGGGGCGGGGGCGGCGCGGCCGCCGCCUGCUUCGCGCCGGGCCGGGCGCUGCUGGAGGUGCGGGGCGCCGAGGCCGCCCCGCUGCUGCAGGGAAUCCUCACUAAUGACGUCACGCGCCUGGUGCCGGGGGACGCCCCCGCCGUCGCCGGGGCGCCCCUGCCGCGCGCGCUCUACGCGCAUGCGCUGAACGUCCAAGGCCGCUGCCUCUACGACCUCAUCCUGUACAGGCUUCACGAGAGUCCAGAAGAAGAGCCACGCAUCCUGCUGGAGUGCGACGGCAGCGUGCUGGAUGCCAUGCAGAAACAUCUGAAACUGUACAAGAUCCGGAGGAAAGUAAACAUCACCCCUUGCCUUGACCUUUCUUUGUGGGCUGUCAUCCCUGGGGAGUCAGCUGGUGACAUCACCAGUUCCCUUACUCAGCAUGCAGACCAGGCUCUGAUUUUCACUCCUGACCCCAGAACAGAAGUCAUGGGCUGGAGACUGAUUACAAAGAAAGGGGUCGAUCUCUCAGAGAUUAUCUCGGGGAGUCAUAUUGGAAAUACUCAGGAUUACCACAAGCACAGGUAUAAACAAGGAGUUCCCGAAGGUGUGAAAGAUCUCCCUCCUGGAGUAGCCCUCCCGCUGGAAUCCAACCUGGCCUACAUGAAUGGCAUCAGCUUUACCAAAGGCUGCUACAUUGGGCAGGAGUUGACAGCCAGGACCCACCACAUGGGUGUCAUCCGCAAACGGCUGCUGCCAGUCCACCUUUCAGCUCCUCUUCCCAAGGACAGUAUUCCUGAGGGUGCUGAGAUCUUAACUGAAUCGGGAAAGUCAGCUGGCAAGUUCCGGGCUGGAGGAGGUGAACUCGGUAUAGCUUUGCUGAGGUUAGCUAAUGUAAAUGAACCCCUCUGCCUGAAUGUAGCGGGUGGUAAAGUGAAGCUCACUGCACAUAUCCCCGAGUGGUGGCCAAAAACUGCUAGUAAAUAAACGAGGAACCACCGCUUGGACAUUCGCCUUACUGUGAAUUAUAUUUUGUGUGAUAAGUUUGGGAAGGUGACUCUGCCUCCAGCUGUCGUGUGUGGUGUUUGAUGGGGAGGGCAUCACAGGAUUCUUCAAACUGGGGAGAAACAGCAGGAACCCAGACCAGCGCCGAGUUGCUGGGAACAGAAGGAUCAUCUGUUAAGCAUUGUGGCGAGAGCGGUAUGAUGUACACAGGGAAGUGCCACUCUUCCUCAGGGUACUCUAUAUGUGUUUAGGGGGUGCCAUGUGUUGUUGGCUUGGACUACUGCUGCAUUUUAAGUCCCCCACACGCUCAGACUGUGUUCUGUGUGUUCAGACUGAGGUGAGCAAUGGGAGCAGGCACUUCCCUGUUGUAUGCACUGAAUGUUUCUGUUCAGAAUAACCACUUUGGAAUUAUGAUGUUUGUUUUCCGUGGAGAGCAUGCUGUUACUACCUUGUGUAAGAUCCGUACUCAGGCUAAAGUGUUUACUGCAAAUUACUCUUUGCAUUGAGCUGCUUAUUAAACUUGCUGAUCAGGUGGGUGAUUUUUCCCCACUACUCUCAUUGCUAAUUGUGUUCAGUAAGAGGAUAUUUCUGCUCUACAUUUCAGACCUCAGUAUUAAUAAUUCACCCCCAGUGGGAGCACUCUCCGAUAUUCUGGUUCCUUGCUUCAGCAUCGGCAGGAGCAGCACAGCCAGAGGCAGCCAGAUCCUUUGCCACUCCCGAUGCUUCCUCCACUCAAACCAUGGUUUGAAGGGGAAAGUGGUAUUGGACAGAAAUGAGGCAUGCUGCUGCAUGCCCCGUGGUAACCAUUGUAUUGGUGUACUGGUGCUUGGCAGAAUAAUCUGUUGGCAGAAGCAUGUGCCCUCCAGUUGCCAACAACAGUGGAGGGGUGGAUUUUUUUGGCAUCAACAUCUUUGCUUGUAGAGAGCUCCACACUCUCCCAAAGCCUUUGGCAGGGGUUACUUCAGUCCCUCCACAAAGCUGGUGAAGGGAUGGCGUGUCCUCAUCUCAGCCUUUGCUCCUUCUGUCAGCAUUUGUCUGCAGUCACCACACACGCUCUUUUCUUAGCCUGGUGUUACCAAGAGAGGAUUUCCACCACACUCUAGCUGCUUCACCACCAUUCUUGGUUUGAGAGCUCGCUGUACCCCUCAUACAAAACCCUGUCCCUGCUGCCGUCUCCAGCCAAUUUUUUCUCCAUCCACCAUUCCCUAUGGGUUUUCAGAGCAGCCUGGGUUAUUCUGCUGAAUUUUUCUGGCUCCUGCUGCUCUUCCAUCUUCAUACAUUUUCCUGUGCUUCCCCAAAGCCAGCCAGCUCUGUGCCUUCUACCCCUGGCAAUCUGCAGUAAUCUACAGGACCCCUAUGUAUUUUUGUAUUGCAAUCGUUCCAUUGCAUGUCCACUCUGGGAAUGUACAGAAGGGCAUGAUGAGAGAUAUCAGCAGGUGAGAUCCCACGCAGACCAGAAAAAAAGCUCGUGCAUGCAUAUUUGUGAUAAACUCAUCCAAAGCACAUUCUGCCAUUGCUUCAGUGUCACUGUUACUGUGAAGGGAAUUUGUGAAUAAAUGCUCAGAUUGGUUAAAACCCUACGCUUGCUGUAAAAUGAGUUGUGGAAUUUCUUGUUAAGGGUUUAUUGUGUCAGUAAUUUAAAUGUGACUUGUCUGAAAGAGAAGAGAUGCUUUUAUUUACCUUGUGUGAGGAUACACAGUGGAAUACUGUUUCGGGUUCAUUGUGGCCAAGAAACAUGCCUUAUAUUGCUUGUCACCCAUUUGUUGGGUUAGAGAUUGUUAAAAAAGUCUUUCUGGUGGAAAAAUAAAUUAAACUGCAGCACUUCACCCUUUCUGCAUCCUCCAAAUGCAAGAAAGCUGUGACUGUGCUACCCGUGUCAACAUUGCUUUGCUAGAAGCAGCUUUUCCUCUCUGUCCCGCAUUGCGCAAAGCCUCUUCAGAAUGGUUGCAUUGUACUGGUCCAUGCUCAGCCUGAAUAAACACAUUUCUUCUG
Messenger RNA from Cuculus canorus (common cuckoo), 3072 nucleotides. It is a transcript of the gene IBA57, whose product is annotated as iron-sulfur cluster assembly factor IBA57. The record is from RefSeq and is a predicted model, not a curated record. Gene Ontology annotation, cellular component: mitochondrial matrix. Gene Ontology annotation, molecular function: protein binding. Lineage: Eukaryota; Metazoa; Chordata; Aves; Cuculiformes; Cuculidae. The transcript has 3 exons. Bases 43 to 1062 code for a protein of 339 amino acids.